Telopea speciosissima is the source of this 435-nucleotide messenger RNA. RefSeq lists its product as uncharacterized. The record is from RefSeq and is a predicted model, not a curated record. The coding region runs from base 1 to 435 and encodes 144 amino acids. NCBI's taxonomy places the organism in Eukaryota, Viridiplantae, Streptophyta, Magnoliopsida, Proteales, Proteaceae. The transcript has a single exon.
AUGGCUAAUGACUCUCUACUUCCAACUCACUGGAUCAGGGAUCUAGAGAGGAUCUUUGAAGUACUCCAAUGCAACAAUGCGGAUAAGAUAAGGUGUGCAAUGUUCCAAUUCCAAGGUGACGCUAAUGCUUGGUGGCACUCCUCUAAGGAAAACUUUUGGGCUACACACCUUAAUGCUACUUGGGCCCAGUUCACAGAGAUUUUCCUUGAGAAUUACUUUCCUAGGAACUUUCAUGAUAAGAAAGAAGCUGAGUUCAUGAGCCUGAUCCAAGGGUCUAGAGUGGUCCUUGACUACCAACAGAUGUUCGAAGAACUCUUCUACUUUGUCCCCGAACACUUGAAGCUUGAGUAUGUCAAGGCCAGGAGAUUUGAGAAGGGACUGAAGCCCAACAUCGACACCACUGUAGUACUGCAUGAGUACCCUACUUAUGUGUAG